Molecule: messenger RNA, 1885 nt
Organism: Vigna angularis (adzuki bean)
Lineage: Eukaryota; Viridiplantae; Streptophyta; Magnoliopsida; Fabales; Fabaceae
Product: small RNA degrading nuclease 5
Exons: 14
Coding region: 27-1721 (564 amino acids)
Cellular component (GO): nucleus
Molecular function (GO): nucleic acid binding; exonuclease activity
Source: RefSeq, a predicted model, not a curated record
UGCUCCAAGUUGUAGCCGCUGGGAGAAUGACUUCCUCUGAAACCUUGCGAAGUGUUGAAGAAGAUGAUUCUACAGCUAAGAAAAAACGCGACUUGUUCUACGAUGUUUAUGGACCCGAAGGCAAGGCAGAGGUUGUUUUCAAUUCACCAGAAGAUAAUUCAGUUCUUGAUCUAAAGGAUAUUCAAGGACUUGUAACUUGGGUGCUUGGGGAAGGAUUUAUGCCGUCAUGGGUUUUUAUCAAGAAUAAACCCCUUAUUCCCAAAGUGGUUAUGCUCUAUAUGCCAGGCCUAGAUGCAGCCUUGUUCUUGUCGCUGUCUAAAAUGCUUCACAAUUUAAAGAAAAUCUGUGGUAAACCAAGGCCUGUGCUGGCUCUUAGCUGUGUGUCAGAUAGUAUGCAGACGAUAGAUGCACUCCUAACAUGCAAGAUGAAAAGAAAAAGGGAUGAGAAUAGACCUGCUCUGACAUCACAUCAAGAAGAAGGUUCUCAUGAUACAGACAGUCUAACAUUUACUGAGCUUACGAAAGACAUACCUUUCCCUGUUACAUACUAUACACUAACUGAGAAAGAGCUAGAAGAGAAUGGAUAUUCUCUUAAUCAACCAGGUUUUCUUUCUACUUUGCCUGCACCUCCAGGAUCUCCUUUUCAUGAGAUGUUGGCACUUGAUUGUGAGAUGUGCAUAACAAAUGAAGGUUUUGAGCUGACAAGAAUUACUCUAGUGGACAUCAAAGGACAGGUUUUGAUAGAUAGAUUGGUUAAACCGUCAAAUGCUAUCAUUGACUACAACACAAGAUUUAGUGGAAUAACGCCUGAAAUGUUAAAUGGGGUGACAACAAGUCUGAGAGACAUUCAGGAACUGUUCCUAAAGUUUGUUUACGAGGAGACUAUCCUUGUUGGGCAUUCUCUGGAAAAUGAUUUAUUAGCAUUGAAGAUAUCCCAUGAAUUGAUCAUAGACACGGCAGUGUUGUACAGACACCCCCGGGGAACAUCUCAUAAAAAAGCUCUACGGUUUCUUGCUAAGAAAUUUCUAGCAAGGGAGAUACAACAAUCAACGAAUGGACAUGACAGCAUCGAAGAUGCUAGAGCUACCCUGGAAUUGGCACUGUUGAAGAUAAGAAAUGGGCCUGACUUUGGUUCCCCUCCAUCCUUUACAAGGAAAAAGUUCCUUUCUAUUCUGAGUGAGUCUGGCAAAACUUCGUCAUUGAUUGAUGAUAUAUCCAUAGUAAAACGGUAUGCCUCUGAGUCCUCUAAUGCAAUUCCAGUGAUCUCUGAUGAUGAAGCACUUGCAAAGACCAAGAAGGAGGUGAAGAAUGACAAGGUACAUUUUAUCUGGACACAGUUUUCGGAGCUACACUCAUACCUGAAGAAGCAAGCUGAAGAUUCUGAUAGUUUGAAUGAAAGACUUGCCGAGAUGAUGGCAUUACAAACGUGCCAGAACAAUUCUGCUAAACAGAAAGGCUUCAAGUUGAAAGCACCUGCUGAACUGAAGGAAAUUAUGGCUCGCAUGGAUGCUAGAAUUUAUAAUCUCUACUUGUCUUUACCCACAAAUGCUAUGAUGAUAAUUUUUACUGGUCACGGAGACACUGCUAUUGUCCGCAGGUUGAGGAGAAUGCUUGCAGAGCAGAAUGAAAGUAAUUUAUGCCGUGAGAAGAUUGUAGAAACUUUGGCAGAAUUUCAGGCCCAAGCAGAAGUAGCAUUGUGUUUUGUAGGCGUAAAGCAUUGAGUAUUGAGUGUAAUGAAAAUGAACUGAAAUCAAUUUUUGAUUGUGAACGUUGUAAAUAUAGUGGCAGAGGCCUUAGAGUAGUCAUACGUGUAUAAUAUGAAUAUGCCCCAAAUGUAUUGAAUUAAAUAGUUCUACAUCCGUUAAAAUUACUUAGUCAUUAUUUA